Fundulus heteroclitus (mummichog) is the source of this 1645-nucleotide messenger RNA. It is a transcript of the gene gpkow, whose product is annotated as G patch domain and KOW motifs. Gene Ontology annotation, biological process: mRNA splicing, via spliceosome. The record is from RefSeq and is a predicted model, not a curated record. Gene Ontology annotation, molecular function: nucleic acid binding. The transcript is spliced from 11 exons. Gene Ontology annotation, cellular component: spliceosomal complex. Lineage: Eukaryota; Metazoa; Chordata; Actinopteri; Cyprinodontiformes; Fundulidae. Bases 36 to 1556 code for a protein of 506 amino acids.
UGCACUGCUCCCGUCCGUUUCCUCCUCAAACAGUGAUGGCGUCGCGCGGAGAAGAUGCCGCUGCUAGCGAACCUGCUUUUGGAGAGGAUCGCGGGGAGAGAAAAACAGCGGCGGUGUCAUUUGGUUUCACUAAGAAAGUUAGUAAAUUUACACCGGCCACCGGCGGGGCUCUGACCACUAAAGCUGAAAAAGAUUACUUGACCGGAAUAGUCAAGAAUGAACUGCAGAGCUCAAAACCCACGGAGAAGCCGAAGGAGCUCAUCAUCCCCCUGAUCCAGAAGAACCGCUGGAAGGGAGCGGCCCAGAGCGGGGAAGGCACCGGGAAGGCAGAGGCGCCGGCCCAGGACAGGGAUUCCGUGGAGUCUCAGGCUGUGAAAGAACUGAUCGAAGAUUCACGGAGGCAGCUUGAGCUGUGGCAGAAUGGACCUCAGCCAGAACGCAAUCUCAACCUCUCCAUCCCCCUGCUGAUGCAGAACAAGGUGCCAGAGGGCUUUGAGGAUGGAGACCGUGUGAAGGUGGACCUGCGGCCUGAACCUUCAACAGAGGCAGACUAUGAGAGCAUUCCUGUUGAGGCUUACGGACUCGCUAUGCUGAAAGGGAUGGGUUGGAAGAAGGAAGAGGGGAUCGGACUAACAUUUAAACAAGACGUGAAGCCAAUCGAACACCAGCUCCGGCCAAAAGGGCUGGGCCUCGGAGCGGAUCGUUCAGCGAUAAAGGAUCUCGAGCCAGGCAAGCGUCAGCGUCCCCCGAAGCCUGGCGAGGAGAGGGCCAAGGAGGAGGAACUAGUGAUGGCUCCUGGAGGCUGUAUUUUAGUGCAAUCCGGGGCCCAUAAAGAGCUUUACGGCAAAAUAGAAGGUGUAGACGCAGACAACGCUCGAGUUGUAGUCAAACUGGCAAUCGGCGGGAAGACGGUGACGGUCAGCCAGUACGGGGUCAAACUGGUCGGAAAGAAAGAAUACGAAAAAUACAGCAAGGACCUCAGCCGGCUCAGUAAGGCCCACAAAGACAAGGAGAAGGAGAAGGAGAAGGAGCGACAGAGACUGGAGGAGAAAGAACAGAGAAGCAACAGCGACAAAGUCAAACACCAGUCAUCAGAGAGGGACGAAGGCAAAGCGAGGAAGAGGAAACAGAGAGAAUCCAGUCAGGACAGAGAGAAGCCGCCGGUGAAAGAAGCGAGGCAAGCUUCGGCUCCCCCCUCCUGGCUCCAGAGAGACCUGAAAGUCCGCUUUAUAGACAAGGCGUUUAAAGCGGGCAGGUACUACAACUCCAAGAUGCGAGUGGAGGACGUCCUGACGCCGUUUACCUGCGUGUGUCGAACUGAAGAGGGAAGACUGUUAGACGAUGUGAAGCAGGACAUGUUGGAAACCAUCGUCCCAAAACGCGAACACGACGCCGUGAUGGUGGUCCUGGGCGAGCACCGGGGACAGGUCGGUCGGAUCCUCCAGCGGGACAAGGACAAGUGCAGAGCGAUGGUGCAGCUCGACAGAUACGAGGAGAAAUUGUUCACCCUGGAUUAUGACUCCAUUUGUCACUAUGUGGGAGCCUCAGACCACUGAUGGAGUCCCGUCUCAUUCCUAUGUAACAGAAUUUAAUUUUAAAGCAUUGUGUAACCCCUUUCUUUUUAAAUAAAAACCAUGCGAAGAAA